This is a messenger RNA of Xenopus laevis (African clawed frog), 847 nucleotides long. RefSeq names its product ceramide-1-phosphate transfer protein L homeolog (gene cptp.L). The record is from RefSeq and is marked provisional. Gene Ontology annotation, molecular function: ceramide 1-phosphate binding; ceramide 1-phosphate transfer activity; lipid transfer activity. Gene Ontology annotation, biological process: negative regulation of interleukin-1 beta production; ceramide transport; intermembrane lipid transfer. Gene Ontology annotation, cellular component: plasma membrane; cytosol; membrane. NCBI's taxonomy places the organism in Eukaryota, Metazoa, Chordata, Amphibia, Anura, Pipidae.
CUGCGGUAGGCGUGGCGCGGAAUGGCUUGGCAGUCUGAUGUGCGGGGAAGGAGGUGAUUUACGGUGGGGCCGGACUGUCAGGUGGAAGGAGAAAGAAGCAGAAUAAGCUGAAAGAGAAAGGAGAUCUGUUGGCUAAUUUUAACAUGUCCAGCACAGAGGAGAAGUUCUCUCUCAAGGAGGUCUUGGUGAGCUUCAAGGCUUGCUUAAUAGAUGAUGACAAAGAUGUUAUUUUGGAACAUUACGUGAAUGGUUGGAAAGGACUUGUGAGAUUUAUGAGCUCCUUGGGAACCAUCUUCUCCUUUGUCUCUAAGGAUGCUGUAAGUAAAAUUCAGAUAAUGGAAAGCUAUUUGGCGGGCCCAAAUGGAGAGAGAUAUCGGACUCUACAGUCCAUGGUUGAAUACGAGCUAAGUUCUGACUUGGUGGAUCUGACAAAGCGCUCUGAUCACACAGACUCAGGGUGCCGUACUCUAUUGCGCUUACAUCGUGCCCUGCGCUGGCUGCAGCUCUUUUUGGAGAAGUUAAGAGUGAGCAACGAGGAUAGUAAAACAUCAACCCUAUGUACAGAGGCAUACAAUGAUUCUCUAGCCAACUUCCACCCUUGGAUUGUCCGCAAAGCCGCAACUGUCUCAUUCAUUGCCCUUCCCUAUCGCAAUACAUUUUUUGAAAUAAUGAAUGUGGGCACAACAGAAGAGGUUGUGGCUAUGCUCGGAGAGUCCAUGCCAUAUGUCACAAAAGUAUAUGACUUUACACAAGAAGUAUACUCCCAGCAUAAUCUGCUUGAGUUACCCUAACUGAAGGGUUCAGUCCAAGAUGUUUUAUUUAAUAAAAAUAUAUCCUGUGUUCUCUA